CGGGUAGACUGCCCGUAGGCACUUCAGUCUCUGCUUGGGACGUGAAGGCGUGAGCAUGGGGUUUAAAAACAACCCACGAGGUGCAUUAUACGAUUUUAAAUAAUUACAAUAAAAAAAAAAAUCAUUAACUCAAAAAAAUGAUAAAAAAUCGCGUCCAAUGACUUGAACAAAUUUUAAACAAAAACUACCCCUAUUUCAUUAAAUAAUCACAAGUACGAAAAAAAUUCGCGCAAAUAAAAUGAAGAACAUAAUAAUGGGACCCAAUUUACAAAUUCAAGAAAUUUAUAUUUUAUCCAUAUCUUAAUUUUUUUGUCAAAUUUUUAAUUAUAGAUUUUAGACAAUAUUAUCGAAGCUCAAUGAUCGGUGCAUAUGAGCGCAAAAAAAAAAUCACGCGCAAAUCAAGGGUGUUCGUGAAAUGAAUAAUUAUGACAUUCUGAAUCGUCGCUAAAGUGAACGGGAUUUAUGCGCGAGUGCUCACACUACUUUUAUACAGUGGUGUUGAAGAAAUUAAAUAAAUAAAGAAAGAACAAAAUAAAAAAACAAAACAAAAGACACUCGCUAAUCCUGAGGGAUACGAUUAUAAGAUAAAAAUCAAAACAUGUCGGUGCUAUUAGAAGCAAGGCCUUUCAGGCCUUUCAAGUCGUCCGAGGAGUACUUAGUCGCAAUGAAGGAGGAUCUAGCCGAGUGGUUAAAUGCCUUGUAUCCAGAGUUAAGGAUUAACCUGGACAACUUCAUGGAUAGGCUUGACACUGGUGUUCCCUUAUGCAAACACGCGAAUAACGUGCGAAAAUCAGCGUCUGAAUAUGUGGCAAGGAGGCAGGCUCGAAAGAUCAUGACACGCUCGAUAACCUCAUCGUUGGCAGUUCCAAUGAGCCAGUUGAGCGAUGUGGCCUUUCUACCAAACGCGAAGGCCGGUACUUUCUUUGCACGGGACAACGUGUCCAACUUCAUCAGUUGGUGCCGCAACAGUCUCGGUAUCAUUGAAUGCCUUCUCUUUGAGACUGAUGACUUGAUAAUGCGCAAAAACGAGCGGCACGUGAUACUUUGUUUAUUGGAAGUUGCAAGACGUGGUGCCAAAUUUGGCAUGUUGGCACCCAUGUUAGUGCAAAUGGAACGACAAAUCGAUCGUGAAAUUGCCGCUGAAAAUAAAGCGACCAAUGGAACAAAUAAUGAUGAUAGCGAUGAUGAAUACGCUGAUAUGCAACAGGAGGAGCCUUGUCUAAUUUAUGGACCUCAACCACAAAUUGUCACCAAUGAUUUAAAGAGCCUCGACGAAAUGGUUCGCGAUCUGGUUGAGAGAUGCACUUGUCCGACACAAUUUCCAAUGAUUCGUGUUUCCGAGGGUAAAUAUCGAAUUGGGGACACCAAGGUUCUCAUCUUCGUGAGGAUCCUGAGAAGUCAUGUGAUGGUACGAGUGGGCGGAGGCUGGGACACCCUCAGUCAUUAUUUGGACAAGCACGACCCCUGUCGAUGUCGAACCUCUCAUCGAUCAAUGAUCUCAGCGAAAUUGAUCCAAAAAGCUGGUGGAUCCUUCGAUCUUGGUAGCGCGCAGGUGCAUUAUGAACGAUCACCUCCAAGGACCCGCCGCAGUUCCGCCUCUAGCGUCGGAUCCUGCGCAGGCACUACAUUACAAUCUCAAAAUCAGCAGCCAUUAUCAUUGCAAAUCCCCAGGAGCAUUUCGAGCAAUCGAUCUCGAUCACCUACCCCACACCACGCCAACAGACUUCUCAUUGAAGACGUGAAGAAGAAUGGCAAUCGUUCCAGGAGUCCCACACCGCAAAGGAAGUUCCACAAUAAUCAAACACAUCAAUCAACUGAUGCCGGGAAACUAAGGUCCAGAUCACCAACACCGAAGACACAUCCAAGAUCGCGAAGUCCAACUCCAAAGGUGGAAAAUGUCAAGUCAACAUCACCAAGAAGUCUCGAUCCAACACGAAAGGCGCUUAAUGAAGAAAUUCGACAGGUCAAAUACGAUGGACGAUCACAAAUGUAUCACAGCAGACAUCAGGAUAAUUAUCAGGAUCCUAAAAAGGACCUUCACCAAGAGAUCAAGGCAAAGGUGCCUCUCUCUGAGGAUUUUUCAAAACGUUACGUUGUUGAUGGUGGCGUUGCUCGUAGAGCAACAGAUAAAGAUGACACUCCAAAGUAUGAGCCAACAAUAUACAAUUACAAAUGUCAAGAAGAUUCAUCGAGUCGUAGUCCAACACCGAGUCCACCCGUCAAGGACGAGACGAGUGAAUCUUUCGGAAAAGAAAGUCCCCAAUAUCCCAAGUCACCGCAUGGCGAUGGUGAACAUUCAGACAACGGUAGCGAGGUCUCUGAUGAAGGUUACCGAAGUUUAGGUGCUGUACAAUCAUCAACAACCAAUGGUAACACGGGAACCGGUACUCAAGGAUCGCCCACGGUUGUCGACUGUCACAAACAACCGAAAGCAGAUCAAGGAAGAUCAUGCGUGGAGACGGAAAGUAUCGAGACCGGUUUACGUAAAACAAGAAUAGGUCCCCCGAGUCCAUUAAGAGCAUCACCAUCAAGAAGUGCAGCUUCCUCAUCAGGCGAUCAAACACCAAGAGCAGGUUCUAUCGUUCGGGAAAAUAGCAAUCUUUCGAAAGCAUCAUCAGGCAGCAGAACACCAAGAGAAGGCAAUUCGAGUCCAGAAUCAAGUCCUUUAAAACGCAAGGGCAUACGCGACAGUAUCAAAAAACCACCAACUGGAAGUCUCAGCAAGGCUUCAGCCGUUCCUAAAUCAUUACAAAGUUCAUCUAACGGCAGGAACACCUGGAAUGGCCGUCAAGUUAGACAAAGACCAAGUCUACAAGCUGAUACAUUUUCCACUCCUCAAAAUUCCACAACAACAUCAAAUUUUUCUAGAAAAAAUCCUGUUAGACAAAGUUUACCAAGGCCAUCGAAUGGACCACAAUACGAUAGAAAUGGACGUCGAAUAAGACCAGCGACAUCAUCAUUACAAUCGUCACCAACCAAAACUGCUAAUCCAUUGCUAGAACAAAUUCUACAAAAAGUGGGUCACCUACAGGAUGAUCAACAAGUUGUUCAAAAGUUACAGGACUUUCUUCGUGAUUACAAAGGUAAUGGUUCAGGUCAAGAAGGUGAUGCUACACUUGAUUUUACAAGAGCUUGGGUUGAUGGCAAUGGAAUUGUUGAACUACCAGCAGAAACUUCCAAUUCGAUUAGUCCACGAAAAGAUCCAAAAUCAACAGCGGAAAGGGGAAAUUUCUCCAAAAUACCUGCACCGAUUUAUAAAAGGCCCAUGUCUGUUGCUUCCGACAGUAUCUGACCUAUUGGUAGAAUCCCAAGAACGUGAGAUUAAAGGUACUUGACAAAAAUCAAGGCUGGUGCUUCCGAAUUCUUUACUGAAUAAGGGUUUGCCUUGAUUCGAGACAAGACUUCCGUGUGAUCACGAUUCAAAAAAAAAAAACCUUGGUGCGUCAAACCUUAAAUGGUGCGUUUGAGAAGAAAACAUGUAACAUCGACGAAAAUAAGUUCUGACUGGUGCUUUUAGAAUUAACAUUUUUAGAAAAUCAAAAUUAGGUAAAAAUAAAAGAAAAAAGACGAGAGUGAAUUCGUUCAUUCAAAAAUAAUAAGGUUGAGUAUUAAAAAAAAAUUUUGUGGACUCCACAAAAUGAAGAUGUUUUAAAAUGUUAACAAAUUUACUCUCUGAGAAUAAGCAUAUGUAUAAUAACUGAUGUGCAACAAUGGAACUGAAAUCAAAAUGGUUGACAAACAUGAAUUUAAGAGUGAUAAUUUCAAUUAAGAAUAAUAAUAAUAAUAAUAAGAGUAAUAAUAAUUUCAAGUUAAAUGAAACUCAAUUAUUUGGGAUUAAGUUUAAGAAAUACUUAUAGCACCUUAUUAUGUUACAAUUGCAUGAAAAAUCUAUUGUUGUGCACCGGUCGUUUGUGCAUUUCUCACAGUGCAAGUGUUCAAGGGAUUUAGUGCGCGACUAGGGACGUUUAUAGCCAGUCAAGUGCGUUAAUGGCUUCCCGAUCGGCUUCCAAUGUGUGUUGAUUGCAGACCGUGUGAUUUAAGAUCGAUGACCCAUGAUAGGCGCAUAGAAAUUGUCUAAUUAUUUUCCUAUUUUUAAAUUUGAAUAAUCAAAAAUUCAUUUUUAUUUUAUUAAAAAUAAAAAAAAAAAAUUUUUUUGACAAAUAGAACUUUUUCUACGCGCCUUUAUUUUAAGUGUGUUCUGUUAAUAAUUAUAGGUCUGCGAUUUUUUAAAUCGUUAUAACAUCGUUUUGACCAAAGAUGAAACAAUUCAAUAAUUUGAAUUACUGAUUUGCUUCAUCUAUGGUUCUUUUUUAUUGAUCACAACGACGACGAUCGUUUAUAGAAAUUAUUUAUUUAUAUAGUCUAUCGGUUGUAUUUAUUAAAGACAAUUUAUUUACCCGUUGUAACCCUUAUUUUUCUGAGCUAAAUUAUAGUACAGAAAAAUUUGGUAUAGGUAUGAGAGUGAAAAGUUGUUAACAGGAAGGAAGUGAGAUUCUGACUCGAGAAUAAUAUAGUAUACUUUAUAUAUUUAUAAAAGUAUACUAUGCAUUAUCAAAAAAAAAAAAAAUAAAAUAAUAACCCCAACAGACUGCGUAGAUAGCAUAUAUCCACGAUAAAACAAACGCCAUUCCAAUGUUUAAAUGUCUUUUUUAUACCAAAAGCAAAUGUAGACCAUUUUUUUACCAAGUGUCUUAUCGUUAUAUAGUAAAAGAGUCAGUUGUUGAAAUCUCCUUUAUAUAGAGACCUAAUUCAUUCUGACCACGAGUUUUAAAUUUAGAGUGAAAUAUGCGUCGACGUGAUAAGUAAAAGACAAGUGGGCGAAAACGAUAGCAAGAGCCUAAACUAUUUUUUUAGUAACUAUAGAGAAAUGAUGAUCAUAGAUUGUAAAAAAAAAAAGUGGAGAAACAAAAAUCUAUCUCGUGAAUUUGGCAAAAAUAUCUCAAUUGUUCUUUAUAACAGAUAAGCGAUUAAUCAAAUAAUAUUUUUGACUAUAUAGAAAAACAUUAUUUUCUAUAAAAAUAAUUUUUAAAACAAAAAUUAGCUCAAAAUUCGUACAUAUAUUAAAAAAAUCUCGUCAAACUCACGAGGUAGAAAAUUUUAGAUAUACUCCGUUAAUUUUGAGAGUGUAGUAUUUUUUUAAGCAAUUUUAGUGCCCACAAAAAUCUACUCUAUACAAUAUAAGAAGCAGUUAAUAAUAUUGAUCUAAAAAUGCAUGCCGAAGCUUUACAUCUCUCCAGUUCACAGAUUAAUUGUGUCAAUAUAAAACAAAUAUCGAUUUUUGCGCUCAUAUGAUUAUCAUCACUAUUACGAACUACAAUUAUCUCUUUUUAAAAUAUUACGAUUAUUACCGCGAUAAUUAUUGCUAUUAUUAAUAUUAAUAUACGCGAUGUUGCCUAUUUUAUGUUAUAAUUUUAUCUACAUCUACGUCAAGUUGUAAACUGAACAAAUGAGCAUUAAAUAAAAACACGAAAAAACUCGAAA
Leptopilina boulardi is the source of this 5481-nucleotide messenger RNA. RefSeq names its product GAS2-like protein pickled eggs. Gene Ontology annotation, cellular component: microtubule plus-end; stress fiber; actin filament. The record is from RefSeq and is a predicted model, not a curated record. Gene Ontology annotation, molecular function: actin filament binding; cytoskeletal adaptor activity; microtubule binding. The coding region runs from base 599 to 3292 and encodes 897 amino acids. The transcript is spliced from 8 exons. Lineage: Eukaryota; Metazoa; Arthropoda; Insecta; Hymenoptera; Figitidae. Gene Ontology annotation, biological process: actin crosslink formation; microtubule bundle formation; protein localization to microtubule plus-end.